UUGGCCACCACUCAGGCAGAGCAUGGAAAGGACGCUGCGCUUGAAGAACGGGACAGUCUCAGCCAGUCAGUGGCUACAGCGGAGGUGCGCGUGAGUGCGUUAGAGGUGGACCUCGAGGAAUCAAAGGCGGCGGUAGCUCGAGCCGAAGACGCGAGAGACAGCACAAUUGCAGAACGCGAUGAUGCGACGCACUCACUGAAGGCCUCCGAAGAGUGCGUGAACGCGUUGGAGGCCAUGAACGACUCAUCAAAGGUACAUACAGUUAUGUUUGUUGGUAUUUGCGACAG
Sphaeroforma arctica JP610 is the source of this 287-nucleotide messenger RNA. RefSeq lists its product as hypothetical. The annotation marks the transcript as partial. The transcript is spliced from 2 exons. Lineage: Eukaryota; Ichthyosporea; Ichthyophonida. The record is from RefSeq and is a predicted model, not a curated record.